AUGCUGUGUGUGUUGAUGGUGCUGUGCUGGUCGUGGGGUGUGUUGGGGUACGGGGGGCAGAAGGACUCAUCGGCGGCAGGACUGUGCCCUUCUCCGUGUCAGUGUGAGGAGGAUGGUAUCUUUGUUCUGGCGGACUGUUCUGAACUGGGACUAUCAGCUGUACCUGACAACCUCAGCCACCUAACUACUUACCUGGAUCUUAGCAUGAACAGCAUCAGUGAGCUGCAACCCAGAGUCUUCCACAGCCUGCACCUGCUGACAGAACUGCGUAUCUCAGGGAACCGGUUAAGGUACAUCUCUGGCCUCGCUCUCCAUGGUCUACACAAUCUCAAAGUGUUGAUGCUUCAGAAUAAUCAGCUGGAAAGACUUCCCAAUGACAUUCCAUGGAAUCUACCCAACCUGCUGUCUCUGCGUCUGGAUGCUAACCUGUUAUCUGAGGUGCCUGCGCGGUCACUAGGUGGUCUUAGGUCUCUAAGACACCUGUGGUUGGAUGAUAACAGUUUAACAGAGAUCCCUGUCUCUGCUUUGGACUCUCUGCCGGCCCUACAAGCUAUGACCCUCGCUCUCAACCAUAUCACUCACAUACCUGACCAUGCAUUUAGCAACCUCUCAUCACUGGUCGUACUUCAUCUCCAUAACAACCAGAUCCAGACGAUGGGAGAGAGGUGUUUCCAAGGUUUGCUCAGUCUGGAGACACUGGAUCUGAACUACAAUGAUCUACUAGAGUUUCCUACAGCCAUCAGAACCCUGGCAAAGCUUCAGGAACUUGGGUUCCACCACAACAACAUCAGAGCGAUCCCUGAGAGAGCCUUCAUGGGAAACCGCCAGCUACAGACCAUUCACUUCUAUGAGAAUCCCAUCCAGUCUGUGGGAAGAUCCGCUUUCCAGUUUUUACCUAAGCUCCAUACACUCUCCCUAAACGGGGCGACCCAGAUACGAGAUUUCCCCGACCUGAAAGGAACCACCAGCCUGGAAACACUGACAUUGACCAGGGCUGGUCUCUCUACUCUUCCUCAGCGGUUGUGUCAGCAGCUCCUCCGCCUCAGAGUACUCGAGCUGUCUCAUAAUCAGAUAGAGGAUCUUCCCAGCUUCUAUCACUGCUCUGCCCUGCAGGAAAUAGGCCUGCAGUACAACCACAUUAGGAGGAUUGAGAGGAAUACCUUCCAGCAGCUCAGCUCUCUACAGUCUCUAGAUCUCAGCUUCAACAGUAUUGAGUGGAUUCACCCUGAUGCCUUCAUUUCGUUCCAUUCUCUGACCAAGCUGGACCUGAGUGAGAACAGUCUUACAUCACUUCCUGUGGGUGGUCUGGGGGGACUGACCCAUCUGAAGCUGAAAGGAAACAUGGAGCUCUAUGAAGACUUCAGCCCUGAACUCUUCACCCGGAUGAGGGUGGUAGAGAUGCCGUAUGCGUACCAGUGCUGUGUCUACGGGUCAUGUGACAGCUAUAAGCCCAUCAGCCAACCGGAGACUGAGCAGAGCAGUGAGGAGGAGGAGCUAGACCAGAGGGCCGUCGCCCUAUACCCCAUCCACACAGACACACUCUAUGACCCAGACCUGGAGGAUCUCCAGAUGGAGAUACAGGAAUCUAAACUACAGACUAACAUCCAGUGCUCACCAGUACCAGGUCCGUUCCGGCCAUGUGACUCCCUGCUAGGCAGCUGGUUGGUCCGUGUGGGUCUGUGGUGCGUCUCCAUCGUGUCUCUACUUGGGAACUCUCUCUUGCUGCUGUCACUCUUCGGUUCGGCGGGCUAUCUCUCCCCACUGCGGUUCACCACCGCCUGCAUGGCCGCUGCCAACCUCCUAACCGGCGUAUGCACAUGCACGCUCGCCCUCGUGGACGCCCUCACGCUGGGAGAAUUUGGUCGCCACGGCGCCCGCUGGGAGUCGGGUCCCGGUUGCCAGGUGACGGGGUGGGUGUGGGUGUUUGCGUCUGAGGCGAGCGUGCUGCUGUUGACCCUGGCGGCCGUGCAGUGUGGCAUGAGCGUGACGUGCGCACGGGCCUACGGAAAGGCGCCCUCACACGGGAGCGUCCGUACGUGUGCGUUCUUCUGCCUCACCCUCUCUCUCACCCUGGCAUCCCUCCCUCUGCUCAAUGUGGGGGAGUACGGUUCCACCCCUCUCUGCCUGCCCUCCCCCGCAUCCCCCCUCCUCCCAUCCCCCUCCUCUCUAGGCUUCCCUCUCUCUCUGAUCAUGAUGAAUACACUGUGUCUGCUGAUAGUGACAGUCUCCUACAUCCGUCUGUACUGGGAGCUGCUGAGAGGAGAGUGUGAGGGGCUGUGGGACUGUAGCAUGAUUAAACACAUCACCUGGUUGAUCUUCAUCAACGGUCUCCUCUACAUCCCAGUGGCCUUCCUGUCUCUCUGCUCCCUGCUGGGACUGCUUUCUCUGGGGGAGGAGGUGCUGAAGUCUGUCCUGCUCCUUCUACAACCCCUCCCCUCCUGCCUCAACCCACUCCUCUUCCUCCUAUUCACCCGAGACCACACCCACUUCUUGUUCUGGCCACAUCCCAAGGCACGCCCCCAGUUAUACCGGGACCGCACGCUUGAAGACUCGCUGGUCUCUGUGGACACAGAGAAGAGCUUGUGUUCUGAUUUGUCGACGCAGGUGUCACUCGCCGAGGCUGACGCCCUCUACGGUGGAAGCCCCGCCCUCCAACCCCGGAUGGAUCCAAUCAGAUUAUCCCACUGCUUUUCUUCCUCCUCCUCCUCGGUUCCUCUGAUCCCGUGUCAGACACCUUCCCCCAGCCUGAGAGAAAGAGAGAUGGAGAGUGAAAGAGAGAGGGAAAGAGAUAUGGAGAGCGAGAGGGAGGCAGAGUGGUAA
Oncorhynchus masou masou (cherry salmon) is the source of this 2820-nucleotide messenger RNA. It is a transcript of the gene lgr6, whose product is annotated as leucine-rich repeat-containing G-protein coupled receptor 6. Gene Ontology annotation, cellular component: plasma membrane. Gene Ontology annotation, biological process: hormone-mediated signaling pathway; adenylate cyclase-activating G protein-coupled receptor signaling pathway; activation of adenylate cyclase activity. Lineage: Eukaryota; Metazoa; Chordata; Actinopteri; Salmoniformes; Salmonidae. Gene Ontology annotation, molecular function: protein-hormone receptor activity; protein binding; G protein-coupled peptide receptor activity. The record is from RefSeq and is a predicted model, not a curated record.